Molecule: messenger RNA, 1027 nt
Organism: Aspergillus steynii IBT 23096
Lineage: Eukaryota; Fungi; Ascomycota; Eurotiomycetes; Eurotiales; Aspergillaceae
Exons: 2
Coding region: 53-1027 (324 amino acids)
Source: RefSeq, a predicted model, not a curated record
AUCAUCUUCUCAUAAUCACCUCUGCUAGACUUAUCAGAGAAACCUCGACAAAAUGCACCUCAUGGAAAUUGUCUUUAAAUUGGCAUUCUUCUUCGUGCCGGACGCCAACGUUCCAAGAGCCAUAAGAAAGAAACGAAAGGCAAAUGCCCCGAAGCCUCUUCCCUUGGGGCGCAAGCGAGCUUUGAGCAUUUCGAGCGACAUCGACAAGGUUUCCUUCGUGGAGAUUCAGCUGGAAGAACAAAAGGGAUCAACAAGGAAACAAUACAUGUGCUCUCAGCAGCAAUCAAACUUCCUCACUUUACUCCCACUGGAGAUACGUCGAAAGAUCUGGUCGUUUUGCGUUGGAAAUAUGGACUUACAUCUAGUACGAGAGGCAAAGAAGCUCGUGGCUAUCCAGUGUCUCGGGGAAGAGGAGGAAUCCCGGUGGCCACCCUGUGCACAUCUGUGCUGGGGUCAGCCUUCAAGAGCCUUUCCGGGAUACCAUGGCAUUUGUCCGGGCUAUUUGCUAGACACAAAUGGCUGUCCCUUGUUCCCUGACCCAAUUCCGUUGCUUCAAACUUGUCGCAUGAUAUAUUCAGAGGCCAUCCCGAUGCUUUAUCAUGAGAACACUUUCCGCUUCAACCACAUCGAUACUAUUCUCAGCCUAUCGCAGACUAUUCUCCCAUCACGGCUCAAUCUCAUCCGGACCGUUCACCUGGCGUACGCUUUCCCUGUACUUAUGUACGGAGAAGACAAGAGUGAAAAUGCCGUCCCGCCGUAUGACGCUGCUACAUGGGAGGAAACCUGCCGGAUACUCGCGAAUAUGGCUGGUCUUCGAGAGCUAUACAUGCACCUUGGUGGUUCACUGCUUUAUCAUGAGAUCCACGAAGUGCUCGGGCCCUUGCAUCACAUACAGCAGACAGAUGUCUUUGAACUUUUUGUCGGGAUCCGGCAAGAUCCCACGAAGGUGUAUCAAAUGGAUAACAAGCCUUUCAAGUUUGUUUCGCUCAAUGUUGAUACUGGUCGAGGGUGGUUUUGCUGUCGAUAA